Messenger RNA from Nicrophorus vespilloides, 1017 nucleotides. RefSeq lists its product as uncharacterized. The coding region runs from base 1 to 1017 and encodes 338 amino acids. The transcript is spliced from 2 exons. Lineage: Eukaryota; Metazoa; Arthropoda; Insecta; Coleoptera; Silphidae. The record is from RefSeq and is a predicted model, not a curated record.
AUGAAAUUCUUCAUUGUAUUUGCUUGCGCUUUGGCCGCUGUAUCCGCCGGAUACGUGAGUCCUCUGGUGUACGGAGCUCAUCAUCUUCAAAUUGUCGGUGCUCAACAUCUGGCUGUUAUCGGAGCUGAUGGUGUCCCAGUUGAUACCGCCGAAGUCCAACAAGCUAGGGCUGAGCAUUCCGUGUAUAAGUUGAACGCUCAACUUAGGAACGGUGAUUUGGUCCAUGGUGUUGUUGCUCAUGUUGCUCCAGUUGUAGCUACCCCAGUGGUAGCUACUUAUGCUGCUCAUUACGCUGUCCCAGCUGUGGUGUCCCAUGGCGGUCUUCCUCUUGAUACCGCUGAAGUAGCUGCUGCUAAGAUCGAGCAUUUCGCUGCUCACGCAGAGGCUUUGGCUCGUAACGCUCAUGCUGUGCAUUACCGUAAACGUCGUGGAAUCUACGCUUAUGCUCCAUGGACUGCCGUCCCACAACACGUCCCAGUCAUCGCCAACGGUGUCCCAGUCGAAACCCCGGAAGUUCAACACGCCAAAGCUGCUCAUUUCGCCGCUCACGCUGAAGCUAAAGCCCUUAACGGCGUCGUAGCUCCCUUCGUAGCUCACUCCUUGGUUUCCCAGGAAGUCCCAGUCAUCGCCAACGGAGUCCCAGUCGAUACCCUCGAAGUGCAACACGCUAAGGCCGCUCACUUCGCCGCCAAAGCCGAAGCCCACGCUCGCAGCGGUCACUACGCUCACGAUUUCAUUGGAUACACUGGUGUAGCUCACCACGUCCCAGUCAUCGCCAACGGUGUCCCAGUCGAAACCCCAGAAGUACAACACGCCAAGGCCGCUCACUUCGCCGCUCACGCCAACGCCAUCAACAGUCAAUACGUCCACGGAUACACUGGUGUAGUAUCUCCAGUUGCCUACCAUGUCCCAGUCAUCGCCAACGGUGUGCCAGUGGAGACCCCAGAAGUACAGCACGCCAAGGCCGCUCACUUCGCAGCUCACGCCAAAGCCGCCGCUCACUCUUACCACUAUUAA